UUUUUUUUACAUUGCUUUCUUCAAUGGUAGAAACACGAAGUAGGACAAAAUCAACUGUUUGUGUUCACUGUGGAGAUAACUUUCAUUCUUGGUCUGAUUAUUCUAAGCAUUUACUCUCUGAACAUCCUUCCUCAUCACAACCUAAGCAACAUACUGUUUCUUAUACUCAAUUCUACGACAACAACGGCGACGAUUACGACGAUGACGAUGAUAAUUAUUCAGAAUGGAGUCCAUCGCCUGAACCUGAUUUGCCAGAGUACCAACUCAAAGAAUUGAAUGAAUUACAUCAGAAUAUUAUGAACGAUAACCAAUUUGUUCAAGAAACUCAACAGCAAUCAGUCAACAACAAUAUACCUACUAAACGCAAACAAAGACAAUCCAAUAGAAUCCCAAUUCCACCAAGAUUCGAUGAUAAUACAUCACUUUCUACUUCACUAACUGGUUCUAGUCUUGGCCUAUUCCGACUGACAGGUGCUCCGAUCUCUAUACCACCUUCUCAAGAUCUACCUGCUAUCUCAAACUCAUCAUCUAGUUUACAUCAACGACAUACGAUUCGCCAGCUAUCACCUAUCAGCACCAAUACUGACUCUACUGAUAACGAUGUAGCAUUUAAACUGACCAAUCGAUACCAACAGCAAAAACAUUACAGAUUCAAACAUGAUGAUGAUACAGAAAAUAGUUUUAUCUUUAGUGAUGCAGCAUUUACGGAACAACCUUUUACAUCAGGACGUACAAUGCCUUCAGAUAGAUUCACAACUAGCUCUUACGGAUUUAAAAUGACAGGUCGACCCAUUGUACCUCCAGUACCUACUUUAUCUAUUGAACAUGGAAAACGGCAAGAACAACAACAAGAAGAAGAAAUUGAAGAAGAAGAAACAGAGUCUCAAUUUGGCAGCCGGUCUAUCAAUCAACAAAAACGAAACAAUGGUACAUCUUCAUACAGUUACUUUCGCUAUCGUAUCCCAUUAAAUCAGAACCAUCCAUCUUCAGCUACACAACGACCACAGCGACGAAAACGAAGAUCAAAAAAGAAGGAAGAACAAGUUCCUUUGGAGACGCAAAGCUCCGAUGUAGUCACGUUCAAUAUUUACACACCAGAAGAUAUGAAAGUUCAGCAAGAUAAUGAUCAUCAAGAUCAAUCAGCAAAUGAAAAUGACGAAUGGACAGUAGAAUCAACCGAUCGAAAAACUGUAAAAAGAAGAAAACAGCAGCUUGACGAUUACGAGAGAACUACAUAUUACAGUCCUAUACCGAAGAAAAACAACACAUCCUUAGCUGUGCAACAAAGGUUAUCUCAUGACAAGAGAAUGGCUCUUCACAAGAUGUUUGAUAAUGUUUGUCUAUCAUCUUUAUUACCUGAUACUUCUCUCGAUACCAGCCAACAACGCAAUACAGAACAGAAUAUGGAACUUAUUACAUUGCAACAUGAUUGUAUAAUAGAACUUCGGGAACGCUUUGACUCUUAUCUACCAGUAUUGGAAUCCUCACGAUUUAUUCAAUUUCUUCACCGUGGAUGUAAGACAUUACCUAAAAGAUUCCAAGAAUUUAGGACGAUUGUAUGGCAACUAUUAGGUGCUUUGGAAAGACUUGAAGAAAUGCAGAACAAAAGGAAAAAAUUACAAGAUCAACUGAAUAGGCAAGACAGAAUCCAGCGUUACUAUGAUUAUGUUCCAUUGAAAGGACAUGAUGAUUUUAUACCACGUGCUAAGAAGGGAUCACCAACCGAUAUUGAUCGUUAUGUCUUGUGUUUGAAAAACUUUUCUAGUUCGAAAAUUAGAAAACAUCAUUCAAAGUAAAAAUAGUUAGUGUAGAUAAUAUUCUUUUAUUUGUAUAUACAAUUUAUUAUUAUUCAUAUUUAUCCUAUGUUGCAUAUUAUAAUGAUCUAGUUCCUGAAUACAUGAUUUCCAAUUGAU
Messenger RNA from Halteromyces radiatus, 1913 nucleotides. RefSeq lists its product as uncharacterized. Bases 24 to 1796 code for a protein of 590 amino acids. The record is from RefSeq and is a predicted model, not a curated record. The transcript is spliced from 5 exons. Lineage: Eukaryota; Fungi; Mucoromycota; Mucoromycetes; Mucorales; Cunninghamellaceae.